Molecule: messenger RNA, 3150 nt
Organism: Paramormyrops kingsleyae
Lineage: Eukaryota; Metazoa; Chordata; Actinopteri; Osteoglossiformes; Mormyridae
Gene: ccdc6b
Product: coiled-coil domain containing 6b
Source: RefSeq, a predicted model, not a curated record
ACCUCCCAGCCCCAGGUCCCUGCCAGACUUGAAUCAUUGCGCCCUCGCGCUCAAUCACUCGGCGAUCAUGGCGGACAGCGCGAGCGAGAGCGAUACGGACGGGGCCGGGAGCAGCACGGCCGUCCCGCAGUGCUCGUCCUCGUCAGCCUCCGGCAAGCCGGGCAUCGUCAUCUCGCCAUUUCGCCUGGAGGAGCUGACCAACCGGCUGGCCUCGCUGCAGCAGGAGAACAAGGUGCUGAAGAUCGAGCUGGAGACGUUCAAGCUGAAGUGCAAGGCGCUGCAGGAGGAGAACCGGGACCUGCGGAAGGCCAGCGUCACCAUUCAAGCGCGGGCAGAACAAGAAGAGGAAUUCAUCAGCAACACCCUGUUUAAGAAGAUCCAGGCUCUACAGAAAGAGAAGGAAACUCUCGCCGUCAACUAUGAGAAGGAGGAGGAGUUCCUCACCAACGAGCUGUCCCGAAAGCUCAUGCAAUUGCAACAUGAGAAAGCGGAGCUGGAGCAGCACCUGGAGCAAGAGCAGGAGUUCCAGGUGAACAAGCUGAUGAAGAAGAUUAAAAAGCUGGAGAACGACACCAUCUCCAAGCAGCUGACGCUGGAGCAGCUCAGGCGCGAGAAGAUCGACCUGGAGAACACCUUGGAGCAGGAACAGGAGGCUCUCGUCAACCGGCUCUGGAAGAGGAUGGACAAGCUGGAAGCCGAGAAGAGGAUCCUGCAGGAGAAACUGGACCAGCCUGUGUCCGCCCCGCCAUCCCCGAGGGACAUAUCCAUGGAGAUCGACUCCCCGGAAAACAUGAUGCGGCACAUCCGGUUCCUGAAGAACGAGGUGGAAAGGCUGAAGAAGAACCUGCGCACUGCCGAACUGCAGCACACGGAGAAGCGGGCCCAGUACAUUGAAGAGGAGCGGCACAUGCGCGAGGAGAACAUCCGUCUGCAGAGGAAGCUGCAGCGGGAAAUGGAGCGGCGUGAGGCGCUGUGCCGGCAGCUUUCCGAGAGCGAGUCCAGCCUGGAGAUGGACGACGAGAGGUACUUCAAUGAGAUGUCUGCACAAGGUCUCCGUCCACGGACGGUGUCAAGUCCAAUCCCAUACACGCCCUCUCCAAGUUCAAGCCGGCCCAUAUCGCCAGGACUGUCGUAUGCACCUCACACGGUCGGCUUCACUCCCCCGGCCACCCUGACGAGAGCUGGCAUGCCUUAUUACAACCCACCUGGUCUCCACGUGCACGUGGGCUCCUCGCACGGUGUGGCGAGGCCGUCUCCAAGGAGGAGCAACAGCCCCGAUAAGUUCAAGCGUCCCACCCCUCCACCCUCCCCCAACACGCAGCCUGGGACUCAGCCGCCGCCCCCCCCGCCGCCGCCGGCGCAGCCUGCACCCAACCAGCCCCACAUGUCCCAGGGGGUUGCCACUUCACAGUCUCCGUUGCAGCAGUAGUGCAUGGGCUCUGCAGCUUCAGCCAGAGUGGACUUGACAGAGCGCGUUACUAAAAGCCAAAGGCUUACCUUACAAGUAUGGAGUUGACUUACUUGCACUGAGAUUACAUAAGUUUCACUGUUAACUGUGUUGUAAAUGUUUGUUUAGAAUGCAGCCAGUGUUGUGGCAGUACAACACUAAACCUAACAACAUUCUUGUCAGUGCUUACUGGAACAACGCGUGUUUGGUAUAUAUAUAAAAAUAUAUAAAUAUAAUUAUUAUUAUUAUUAUUAUUAUUAUUUUCCCCCUCGGUCUGAAACAUUUCCUGCUCGGUCUACAAUAUGGUAUUGCAAUGAAAAGUUCUAACGCUGAAUCUCAAUGGCUUUUAAGUUUCAUUUGAGGGGAAAAAGGGAACCUAUAUCUUUCUUCAGCUUGGCUUGACGGCGGAAGCGGUGAAGCAUCUGUGUGAAGGACUUGUAAGGUUAUUUCGGAUUUUCCCGAGCACUGUUGCCAUUGGCAGUGGCGCUACAUGCACAAAGGUACUGAGAACACUGACUAUAAGCAGUGAUUAAAAUGUACAAUCGCUUCCUGUCCGAGGCUUGGGCUGAAGUGUGAGUUUGGCAUUUGCUUGGCAUUUCCUGUUGGAGAAACAUACCGCCGUUCUCUGUACAAAUAUGCCACAAAAUUCAGAUCAAGUGAAAGGUACUGAAGCUUUUUUUUUUUUCGGGGGGGAGGAGUAACGUACAUAAUUGAUUUCUGUUGUGUGUUUUAAUUGAGGAAUCUUCCAGAACAAUGCAGGUGAUUAUAGAGAGCUAGUCCUCCAGUGGGUUUCGAUGUCUGGAAAGGGGAUGCUGUCGUUUGUGUAGGAUUGUCUUCAUGGAUCAGAAUCACACUCUGAAUGGACGAGCACACUUAUGCUUUGUCUCAGAAUUUAAACCAGUUCGGCAUUGCGGAAACAUGAAUGCUUCAUACUUCCUGCAGGAAAUACGACGUGCAUCGCUCAGGCUGUGCUGAUUAUGUGGAGAGACAGUCAUGAUUAGUUUAUGCUGCUUGCAGGGUUUUAGAGUUUCUCUGCUUGACUUGCUGCCCAUUACACACAAACCUAUCUGAAUCCGUUUCACCUAAAAGCAAAGUAUAUACCAUAUAUGUUAAAAAAAUAUAUAUUUGAAACCAAAUUUCUCAUCACAGGUAUGCCAUAUGCAGUGUCGACUACCACCACUGUGAUUUUGCAGAAUAUUUACAGCAUAGCAACAUCCACAUCUAAAAAUACUGCUGCAGUGUAUAGACCUAUUUGCAAUAAUGGCAUGAGAGAACAUUCUAUGUUAGGGCAAGUGUAUUUUUUUUGUAAGAUAUGCAGAAUUUGUGAAGGUGUCAUUUUAAAGUGUUUGAAAUCUCAGCUGUAGUUAGUACUUGUGAAUGGAUAGUCUUAAGACUCGCUUCCCUCUUUCAUGUUGAUGGCCGACCUCGGCCUCUUGUGUUGUGAGUUUAUUUGGGGUGGGGGGGGGUGGUUCUCUUGCUUCCUCUUCACCUUUUAAAAGCUCGGAAAAAAAAAUCAAGCACUUGCACCGAUUCAUGUUGAAUUACAGCUACACGAUUUAGGCAAAAACAAAGGUAGUUCUUAAGCCAUUCAGGCACAGAUAUUUGGCAAUCUCUGGAUUUGUCAUUUUCCUGCAAUGUGCCUCUUGAAAUAAAGUUCUGAGGUUCAAGUACCCAGCUCCCCAGUUGCACCUCGUUGUGAUCCC